CUGUUAACCUAUUCAUCUUUUUACAUGGAGUCAAUUUAAACACGUUCCUUCAUGAAUAUCUGGAUUUGGAAAUAUGAGCAGAAUUCACUGGCGGACGUUUGGCCAUGAUUCAUAAUAAAAUUUGAAUUUUUUUUUUUUUUCUAUUUUCAAACUGAAAGAUGAUAUUUGAAAAUCAAAAUUGACCUUCUGGAUCUGUUUUUGAAUUAUUGUGAUUAAUGUGAAAGUGAAAAUAGUGAAAACAACGUUUUCACUAUUCUUUAAGAUUUUGAGUUGAAUUCCAAAAUUUUAUGGCCAAAACAUGUUUUUCACUGCUGAAUGGUGAGAAGUUACCAUCAGCAACUUCACGAGUAUACCUUUACAAAAGAUAACAGUGAAAAAUACUAGAACUUCAAGAAAAUACAUGUAUAGAGAGAAGCAGAUAGAUACUUCAAGCAGUUUGAAAAACACAGAUCUGGAGAAGUCAAACACAAGUCCAAGGACAGAUUUGUCAUUGCACAUCACAUUCACCUCAGAUCCAGUGUCAUUUUUGUCGUAAAGCAAAAGAUGUCACUUGUCAGUCAUCACAAAUCAACUCAAACACAAUCAUACAGGGAAAGUGGUUUGCUCUCUGGCAAAGGAAAGAUAUUCUUUAUCUUCCCGAGUAGAGAAAGAGAGAGGGGAGUAAGAGAUGGCAAGGCGACCGGACGAGGAGUAUGAUUACCUGUUCAAGAUCGUGUUAAUCGGAGAUUCAGGAGUUGGCAAAUCCAACUUACUCUCCAGAUUCACUAGAAAUGAAUUCAGCUUGGAGUCUAAAUCUACGAUUGGCGUUGAAUUCGCCACUCGUACUCUCCAGGUUGAGGGAAAGAUGAUUAAAUCUCAGAUGUGGGAUACUGCAGGACAGGAAAGAUAUAGAGCCAUUACUAGUGCAUACUAUAGAGGUGCACUUGGUGCACUUCUAGUAUAUGAUGUAACAAAACCAACUUCCUUUGAAAAUGUAAGCAGGUGGUUGCAGGAACUGAGGGAUCAUGCAGAUUCCAAUAUUGUGAUCAUGCUUAUUGGAAACAAGACUGAUCUGAAGCAUCUCCGAGCAGUUGCUACGGAGGAUGCUCAAAGCUACGCGGAAAGAGAAAGGCUGUCUUUCGUAGAAACAUCUGCAUUGGAAGCAACAAAUGUUGAUAAGGCUUUCCAGAUGAAUCUUUCGGAAAUUUAUCGGAGAAUCAGUAAGAAGUCACUCUCUUCAGAUGAUCCUGCACAUGCUAAUAUUAAACAAGGGAAGACUCUUGUUAUUGGAGCUGAGGAGAUACACACCAACAAAGCCUGCUGCUCUGCAUCUUAAUGAUACAUCACUUCUUUCAAUCUGAUGUAUGAGUCCUUCCUUAUUUCAAUCGAUUGCUUUUAUUUAUUUGUUUGUUAUUAUUAAUCUAUUCAUUUUGAGCUUAUCAGUUUUAUAUUUCCUACCAAUUGUAUUGAUCCUUUUGUUAUAAUUAUUGUAAUUAAAUUUUGAAAGAAAAAAAGAAGAAGAUGGACUUGCAAGUUUUUCAUUCA
Molecule: messenger RNA, 1524 nt
Organism: Capsicum annuum
Lineage: Eukaryota; Viridiplantae; Streptophyta; Magnoliopsida; Solanales; Solanaceae
Product: ras-related protein RABA2a
Exons: 1
Coding region: 668-1315 (215 amino acids)
Cellular component (GO): endosome
Molecular function (GO): GTPase activity; GTP binding
Source: RefSeq, a predicted model, not a curated record